Molecule: messenger RNA, 916 nt
Organism: Eutrema salsugineum
Lineage: Eukaryota; Viridiplantae; Streptophyta; Magnoliopsida; Brassicales; Brassicaceae
Product: peptidyl-prolyl cis-trans isomerase CYP20-1
Exons: 7
Coding region: 95-709 (204 amino acids)
Biological process (GO): protein folding; protein peptidyl-prolyl isomerization
Cellular component (GO): intracellular membrane-bounded organelle
Molecular function (GO): peptidyl-prolyl cis-trans isomerase activity
Source: RefSeq, a predicted model, not a curated record
GCGCAGGUGGCAAAAGAGGUGGACAAACAAAGGAAAAAAGGGACUCUGGACUCUCUGAACUCUGAAGAGAAACAUUUUGUGCACGGUGCGAGAGAUGGCGAGCUCAGUGACGCUGCUUCUAUGGAGUCUUCUUCUUCUUGGAACCCUAAGCGCUAUUCAGGCCAAAAAGUCCAAGGAAAAUUUGAAAGAGAUUACGCACAAGGUUUAUUUCGAUGUCGAAAUUGAUGGAAAAGAAGCUGGUCGUAUUGUCAUGGGUCUAUAUGGAAAGACAGUCCCCAAAACUGCAGAGAAUUUCCGAGCUUUGUGCACAGGGGAAAAGGGAAUAGGUAAGAAAGGGAAGGCUCUCCAUUACAAGGGGUCUUCGUUCCACAGGAUCAUACCAAGCUUUAUGCUUCAAGGAGGCGACUUUACACAUGGCAAUGGAAUGGGAGGAGAAUCUAUCUAUGGUGAGACGUUUGCUGAUGAGAACUUCAAACUCAAGCAUACUGGUCCAGGGUUUCUAUCAAUGGCAAACGCCGGUCAAGAUACCAACGGAUCACAGUUUUUCAUCACAACAGUAACAACAAGCUGGUUGGAUGGGAGGCACGUAGUGUUCGGGAAGGUAGUGACGGGAAUGGAUGUGGUGUACAAAAUCGAAGCUGAGGGAAAUCAGAGUGGAACUCCUAAGAGUAAGGUUGUGAUUGUGGACAGUGGUGAGCUUCCUCUGUAACUCAACUCUCAUGGAGUAUUCCCGAUCUGAACUUCCAUUGAUGCGAGGAUGACUUCCUUUUGUGUUUAAACAACUCUCUUAGCCAUUUAUGAAAGAUUCUAGCGUUCUGGUUUUUUAUUCUGUCUGGUUAUAACUCGAGCGACAUUUUAUAAAUAGAACUUAUGUCUCGUUCUAAUGCACAAAUGUCACCGCACAGUGUUCUUCACC